This is a messenger RNA of Cimex lectularius (bed bug), 2076 nucleotides long. Its product is annotated as gamma-glutamyl hydrolase A-like. The transcript has 6 exons. NCBI's taxonomy places the organism in Eukaryota, Metazoa, Arthropoda, Insecta, Hemiptera, Cimicidae. Gene Ontology annotation, cellular component: vacuole. The record is from RefSeq and is a predicted model, not a curated record. Gene Ontology annotation, molecular function: gamma-glutamyl-peptidase activity. The coding region runs from base 256 to 1359 and encodes 367 amino acids. Gene Ontology annotation, biological process: tetrahydrofolylpolyglutamate metabolic process.
GCCAUCACUUCUGUUCCACCGAUUGCUUUAGUCUCUAGAUAUUUAAUUAUCUUGAGAAUAUCAAGUCUCUAAGUGUUAAAAAAAAAUUUAAUUUGAUUUUUAAUUUGAAUUACCUUUUUAUCACAAUCUGGCAUAUUGUGACAGUUUGUUAAACUAAUUAUUGGUUUUUUCUUAUUUGCAGUUAUGUAAUUGCAUUUCAGUCAGAUUUUAUUCAAUAGCCGGCGGUUAAAAAUAUUAGAGUUAUUAAAGUUCAUCAUGAAUUUAGCAUUACUUUUGUCAAUAGCUUUUUUACUUUAUUUCUGUGUGACUGUUGAUUCUUCAACGUCUAGACCUAUUAUUGGAGUCCUUGUUCAAGAGACAAAUCCUACAAUAAAGAAAUACUAUCAUAAUGCUAAGAGCUAUGUGGCUGCUUCUUAUGUCAAAAGUAUUGAAGGAUCUGGGGCAAGAGUCGCUCCAAUUUUUAUUGGCCAACAAGAAACUUAUUAUGACAAUAUUGUUUCUUACAUAAACGGCCUUUUACUGCCUGGCGGCAAUACUUUUUUUAACAAUACCAAUGGAUACGCUGAUGCAGCUCAUAUGUUGAUGACAAAAAUUCGUCGAAUGCCAUACUUCCCAGUGUUGGGAAUUUGUCUCGGAUUUGAAGUACUCCUCUAUUCGGAUUGUAAUAAGAGCGAAAAGAGCAGAGAGCCUUGCAAAAGUUUAAAUACACUGUUGCCAUUGAAUUUCAAACCAAAUUAUAACGAUAGUUUAUUAUUUGAACACGCUCCAAGUCAAAUCAUUGAUAUUUUGAGAACAAGUAAAACCACGUACAACAGUCAUAUUUUCUGUGUUACUGAAAAAGUUUUACAAACUUGUAACCUACAAGAUAAAUGGAAAGUGUUAUCUACUAAUUUAGAUAUAAAUGGGAAGGAAUUUAUUUCAACCCUCGAAUCAACUUCACUCUCUAUUGCUGGGCUACAGUUCCAUCCAGAGAAAAUUUACGAAUGGAAGAAGAGUAAGAAUUACCCACACAGUCAGGAUUCAAUAACUGCUAUGAGAUAUUUCUUCGACUGGCUCGUAGACCACGCAAGAAAAAAUUCUCAUGCUUUUCCUUCCUAUGAAGCUGAACUGGAUAGUUUAAUUAGCAACUAUGAUAAAACAUUCACUAUAGAAAAUCUCAUUUAUGACGAACUUUAUUUAUUUAACAAAGAGAAUGAAUCGACUGAUGGAAGUGACAACGAUGGCGUUUGUAUAGCCUGCAAAAAAGUAAAUGCAAGAUCUCAAGAGAAACGAAAAUCAAAUUUUGAUAACAAAGAUCCAUUUUAUAACCAAUAUAAUCUGGAAAGUUGCAACAAAGAGCUUAGCUUUACAAAUGGUUAAGAAUAUUAUGCCAAAAUGUAUGUUUUUCCCUGCAUUUUGAGUGAUGCAUAUUAUUAAUAAUAAUGUUGAUUAUGUGUUUGUUUGUAAUUUUUUAUUAUAACAGUAUUAUUUUGAGAGGAAAGAAGUAUUAUUGACAUAUUGUAUGAUUCAUGUGUAUAUUUUAAAAAAAUUAAUAAGCAUGAUUUUGUAGCUUGAUCAUGCCCAAUCAUUUUGGUCUGCCUAUCUUUGCUGGCUUGGUCUGUCAGAUUUAGUAGUUAAUUUUGGUUUUAAUUGUUUAUCAGAAUUAGCUACCCCAACAUUGAAAAUGGCAAAAAGUCUGACUGGCCAAAACAGCAACUUAGGCGACCAAAAUGAAAGGAAACAACCAAGCUGUAAAAUCAUCACAAAAGAAAUACAAUUGUCUUAAAAAGACCAGACAUUUUUUAUUUUUAUUAUCUACAUUUUUUUAUCACGUUGUUUAAAUAAUGGAACAACUUUUAUUUCAUUAUUCAAAAGCAAACUCUAAUGUACAAUGAUUUAGGUUCCCAGUCAAGUAUUUUUAUAUUUUCAAAAUCAAAUAAAUGGUCGAUUUUUUUUUUUCUAUGCUUGGAAAGAGCUGAACCUUUUAUAUCUGGGAUUCUGAGUCUGCACUGUUUGCUUUGUAUUCUGUAUUUAUAUUAUUUGUUGCUGUUUAAUUUUUGAAAGCAAAUUUCAAAUUGAGUCAAUUUAUUUAUUGUG